Messenger RNA from Hydra vulgaris (swiftwater hydra), 4907 nucleotides. RefSeq names its product pregnancy zone protein. Gene Ontology annotation, molecular function: endopeptidase inhibitor activity. Gene Ontology annotation, cellular component: extracellular region. NCBI's taxonomy places the organism in Eukaryota, Metazoa, Cnidaria, Hydrozoa, Anthoathecata, Hydridae. The record is from RefSeq and is a predicted model, not a curated record.
AAUGAAUAUGAUAAUUUGUACGCUAUAAUGUCAAUAAUAAACCUAUAAAUAGAGAUCCAGCAGCAUUUAACUUUUAAAAUUCAAAUAUAAGUCACGUAUAUAAGUUAUGCAAAAAAUUAAAAAAGUUUUAUACUAAAAUAUUUAAUCAAAAAUCAAAAAUCAAAAAAAAUUAAAAAGCAUAAUGUGGGUUACACAUAUUUUUGCAACAAUUUGUUGUGUUGGAUUCACUCUAUCAUCAAGAUUAGAGGUUAAGACAGAAGAUUUCAAUUGUAGUGAAAGAAUCGUUCCUGAGCCAUGUAACUGGAGGUACAUAACAUAUUUUCCAAAUCAGUUUCGAACUGGAUCAUUUGAAAAUGUUGUUGUUGCAGUUUUUGGCUUCUUAUAUCCAGUUGCUGUAAAUAUAACCUUAAAAGAUAGCAGUAGCGAAAAAAUAUAUUUAUCAAAGAUAUAUAAUAUUCAACCAGAAAUUUUGAACACAUUUCCAUUAUACAUUGAUCAUAAUGCACCCUCAACUUUGAAAUUCAACAUAGAAGGUCAUGGUGUAGUUGGGAAUCAAGUUUGGGUGUUCAAAAAUGAAAGUAAUUAUAUCAGUGUAUCAAAGCUUGGAUUAAAUGUAUUGAUUCAAACAGAUAAACCAGUAUACAAGCCUGGUCAAACAAUAAAAUGUCGUGUUGUAGUGGUUAAUGCUGAGUUGAAACCUCAUAAAGGUAAACUAAAGGUAACAAUAGAAAAUCCAUCUGGAACUCGUAUGCAGCAAUGGAAUGAUGUGGAGCUUGAUAAUGGUUUUUCUUCGUUUGAGCUGCCCACAUCAGAAAAACCUGUUAUGGGUGUAUGGAAAAUAAAAGCAGAAAUAGAUGGAUACACAGCAACACUUGAAGUUGAAGUGAAAGAAUAUGUGCUUCCACAAUUUCAAGUCACUGUGAAACCACCUGGGUUUAUUUCAAAAAGCAUGGAUGAAAUUAGCACUGAAGUGUGCGCUAAAUACUCUUAUGGAAAAUCUGUAGUAGGUGUGAUGACUGCUCAAGUUUGUCAAAAUAAAGAUUACUUUAAUCAACAAGACUAUUGCUUACAAGUUGUAAAAAAGAUUGAUGGGUGUGCAACAUUUAAGACUUCAAUGCGUUCUUUAAUUAGAAAUAGAACUCAAUGGUAUUACCCAAAAAUUAGUUUUAGUGCUCAAGUAAAAGAAGAUGCAACUAGUAUAUCACUAAAUUCAUCAGUGGAAACAGUCUCUGUGGUGAAUAAUCCAAUAAAACUAUCAUUUGAGGGUAGCAACAUAUUUAAACCAGGAUUUCCAUUAACUGUUAAGCUUCUAGCAAGAUAUAUUGAUAACACACCAGUAGGAUCAAUACUGGUAAAUAUUCGUGCUGGAACAACAGGUUAUUCUUCUUCUGAUCUAUUAAAUCGUGUAUUUGAGGUUAAAGCUGGUUUUUUAAAUGUUGUGCUUCCUGACAUUCCAUUUAAUGCUAAAAGUAUCAACUUGUUAGCAACUUAUGAGAGACCAAAAAUUGUUAAUUCUGAUGAAACUAUUUGGGAAAGACAGUCAUCUGCUAGUAAAACAAUUGAAGCUUGGUAUUCACCUUCUCAUAGUUACUUGUUUAUAGAGAAACCUAAAACAGCUGUAAAAAACGGUAGCAUAGCUGAAGUGAUAGUUCACUACACCUCAGUUGAUCCUGUACCAAAAAAAAGAACAAUCUUUUAUUCACUUGUAUGCACUGGAAACAUUCAAGCAUCUGGAUUUAAAAAUGUGAAAUUGGUUGCUGCUACCUCAACUACUCGAACGCAAACACAGAAAGUCUCAACAAUCCAAUCAACAACUACAACAACAGCAACAACAAAGAAAAAUUCUGAAUUUCAUUUUAACAAUACAGAUGAGUUAUCACUUUCUAGGAAAAUCAUAAUACCUAUUUGGGGAACUAAAAAGCCUAUAACUCGGCCACCUUUACCAUUAAAAUAUAGUAAGGGUCGUUUUACUAUUUCAUUCCCUGUUACGUCAAAAAUGAUGCCACUUUGUCACAUGUUGGUGUAUUACUUGUAUGGAAAUGAGGUGGUAGCAGAUAAUACUGAUAUUGAAGUCGUUAAUGAAUUUGAAAAUAAGGUUACAAUAGCAUUUGAUAAAAAGGAAAUUCGUCCUGGUGACAGUGUGAAGCUAACAGUGAAAGGUUUUCCCAAAUCGAGAAUUGCAAUUGCAGCUAUUGAUAAAAGUAUACAUUUCCUUGCAAAGAGUAAUGAUAUUAAAUCUGAAGAUUUGUUGAAGAUUCGAGAAGGGCUUGAUAUUUAUCCUGGAUAUAUCAAUAAUUAUAAUAGAUGUCCUUGGCAUGAAAGAAAGAAAAAAAGUAUUUUUCCUGGCUUCUCACAAAAUUUUGUUGAUUCCGAAAAAGCAUUUGUUAAUGUUCGCUUGAUUGUACUUUCUUCGUUACACAUUGAUGUUCGUCCAUGUUCUCAAAACUUGUUAUUCCCAAUGGCCCUCAGUUUGAGGAAAAAUGCAAAUGUGAAUCUUGAAGGAGGUUCAAUUUCUAAUAUAGAAAGUGUGGCAACUAAACCACAAACUCAUAUAAGAACAGAAUUUCCUGAAACUUGGCUAUGGACAGAGACACACCUGUCUGAAAAUGGAACUCAUGUUUUUGAUGUAAAAGUACCUGAUACAAUUACAUCAUGGUAUGCAAGUGGGUUUGCAGUUUCAAGUUCAGCUGGGCUUGGUGUUGCAGUGCCUUCAGAGCUAAGAGUGUUUCAGCCAUUUUUUGUAUCUCUUGUUUUACCUUAUUCUGUCAUUCAAGGAGAAAUCGUAACAGUUCCUGCUGCAGUUUUUAGUUAUGUUGAUAGAGCUUGUGUUACUGUUCGUGUUACACUAGAAAUUUCAAAUGGUUAUAAAAUGAUUUCUAACCCAAAUACAAAGGUUUGCUUAUGUGGUGGUCGCACUGCCACUGUUUAUUUUAAAAUACAACCAACUGUCAUUGGCAAAGUUUCAAUUCAAGUAACUGCAAAAACAUUGUCUGAAAAUGUCUGUGCUGCUAAUCGCAAGUUAGAUACAAGUAUCUCAAUGGUUGAUAUUUUAGUCAAGAGACUUCUUGUAGAACCAGAAGGACUAAAACAGGAGUACACAUUUUCUAAUUUCUUUUGUCCAAACACCUCUCCUCAAAAAUUGUUUAAGAGUUAUUUCAAUCUCACACUUCCAGAAAAUUUUGUAAAAGGUUCUGUUUACUCAAAAAUAACAGUUGUGGGGGAUAUUAUGGGUUCCAGUUUAGACAAUAUUGAUAACUUACUUUCUAUGCCAAGUGGAUGCGGUGAACAAAAUAUGUUAAAAUUUGCACCAAAUAUUUUUAUUAUGAACUACUUACGCAAUACUAAACAAGUCAAUGAUGAAAUAAAAAACAAAGCCUUAAAUUUUAUGAGAACAGGUUAUCAGCGCGAAUUGACAUACAAACGUGCUGAUGGAUCAUAUAGUGCAUUUGGAAAAAAUGAUAAAGAAGGAAGUACAUGGUUGACAGCUUUUGUACUGAAAUCAUAUGCACAAGCACGACCUUGGAUUGAUGUUGAUCAAAAAGAAAUUCAAGAUCCAAUAAACUGGUUGUUUCAAAAACAAGAUUUCAACGGUUGUUUUCCAACAAUAGGAACACUACAUAACCAAGCAAUGAAGGGAGGAGUAAAAUCUCCUGUUACACUUACAGCUUAUGUAAUAAUAAGUUUGUUAGAAGCUGAUAUUAUAGCUACUCACCCAAAGUUAGUGAAUGCUUCAAGGUGUGUUACAGAUUCACUUAGUAACAUCACAGAUUCUUAUUCUCUUUCAAUAAUAGCAUAUAUGUAUGCAAAAAUUGGAGAUUUCAAAACAUACCAGUCUGUAAUAGAUACUUUAAAUAGACUUGCUGUUCGUAAAGAUGGUAUGGUUCAUUGGGAGGAAACAAAAGUACAAGAAACUAUAAAAGAACCAUGGUACUAUCAAGCUUCAUCCACAGAUAUUGAGCAAACAUCUUAUGUUUUAUUGGCUAUGUUGACAUUUGGUAAAAGCAGUGUUAUUUCAGAUGUUGUUCCAAUUGUACAAUGGUUAUCAAAACAACGAAAUAGUUUAGGAGGAUGGUCUUCAACACAAGAUACAGUUCUUGCAAUGCAAGCAUUAUCAGGGUUUGCUGAAUAUAGUUUUGGAGCUUCACAGAACAUGAAUGUAGAUGUUAAAGCAGGAAAUACAUUCGCCCAUACAUUUAAAAUAACCAAGAGCAAUAGUCUUGUUUCACAAACUGUAGAGGAUGUCCCUGUUCCUACUACAAUUAAUGUAGUUGCUACCGGAGAUGGCUGUUCACUAAUCCAAACAUCUGUACAGUAUAAUGUAAAAGAAGUUACUUUGAAACCUUCAUUCCAACUUACAUCAUCUGUAACACAAGUUAAUGAAGCUAUAACUGCCCAGCAAUCAUGUAAACCGCAGAAUAUCAAAGUAUGUGCAUAUUAUACAGGUGUUGGUGAUUCAAACAUGGCCAUUAUUGAUAUUCAAAUGAUAUCUGGAUUCGAACCAAAUAAAGAAUCACUUGAUAAGGCUCGUAAUAAUAAAGUAUCAAGUAUCAAAGACAUUGAAGUAAGGGGGAAGAGCGUUGUGUUCUAUUUUGACAAGAUAAUUAGCAGCGGUACCUGCAUUAAGUUCCGAAUCGAUCAAACUACAAAAGUGGAGAAAACGAAACCAGCGGCCAUCAAAGUUUACGACUACUACGACACAGGAAAAUCUGCUACUACCCUCUACGAAGUAACAGAAAAGCAAUGUCUUUAAUAAGUUUUACGAGAACAAACGUUUUGUUGAGUUGGUUCAAUGAAUUUAAUGUCUACGUACUAUGUUAUACUCUGUGUGCGUGCUGCACAGAUUAUUAUUGUAAACUUCGGGGGUAUUUCAUGCAUAUAAAAAUAUAUUUAUUUGUUUUUCGAUUUCA